AUGGCCGCCUACAAAUAUCCGCGCCGCAUCGAGUUCGUGCCGUCGCUGCCGAUGAGCGGCAACCGGAAAGAUUCUCAAACGUGGCUGGGAAUCCGUUGUGGGACGGACUUUCCGGAGCUGGAUCCCGAGUGGACCGAGCUGUACAUGAAGACAGCAAUGCAGCCCUGGAACAGUGGGGUGCUGUCACCUCAGGUGAUCCAGUUGCUGUGCAUAGCCGUCGAUGCGGCGAGCACGCACAUGUACGCGCCCGGCGUACGACGCCAUAUUCGCGCCGCGCUCGACAUGGGAGUGACCCGAAGAGAUUCUCGAGGUGCUGAAACUGACCACCGUCGUCGGGAUUCCCUCCUGCAAUGUCGGCGUUCGAUCCUGAUGGAAAUCGCAAACCGG
Molecule: messenger RNA, 387 nt
Organism: Mesorhabditis spiculigera
Lineage: Eukaryota; Metazoa; Nematoda; Chromadorea; Rhabditida; Rhabditidae
Source: the annotation of a GenBank genome assembly